GUAAUUUAAUCCUCUGGUUGUCCUGUACAUGCUGCAGAACUGACAAUGAAGCUGACUUUGACUAAAUGUUACAGAACCCAUUUCUAACAGUUAUAAAUACUUAAAGUGAGCUAGCUGUAUUUUUUUUAACAGUUUGUUGUAUUUAAGGGUUACGGUUUAGAUUGGGGGUGGGUUGUUGUAAGAGGAGAUUGUUUCAGCAGGUCUGACUCAUGUUUUUGAGGGUUAUAUCGGCCCAGCCCACAAUGUCCCAAGAGAAGAGCAUGUUUAGCACCACUGACGGUACUAAUGUCCGUCCACCCGGCCUUUUCCCUUCCUGUUUUCACACUUUUUCUCUUCCCUGCAGCUGAGAGGAUGACGGGGAAGAAUCCUGGAUCUCUGGACAGGCUGUAACAACAGAAAAAGCAGUGAUCGUGGCAGCCUGUCCAGCUCCUGUAUGACCUUUCUGUCUGCUGUGGAGCUUACCAUGAGUUAGCGAGCAUCAGAGACCGCCACCACCCCUGCAAUCACCAGCAUCUGGAGCACAGCGUUGGAAGACAGCUGCAUCACUCGUCCUACUUCAUGAGCCAGCAAGAUGCGGCUGAGGUCCUCGCACUCUCCGAGCGCCUCCUCAUAGCUUCACACAAGGGACAAGCUGACAAUGUGGUCCAGCUAAUCAACAAGGGUGCAAAAGUAGCUGUUACCAAGUAUGGCAGAAGUCCUCUGCACUUGGCUGCCUACAAAGGCCACAUGGAGGUCGUGCGUGUCCUCCUGAAAGCGGGCUGCGACCUGGACAUCCAAGAUGAUGGAGAACAGACUGCUCUGCAUCGUGCUGCUGUGGUGGGAAACAGCGACGUUGUCAGAGCUCUCAUCCAGGAAGGAUGCGCCCUGGACAGGCAGGAUAAGGACGGCAACGCGGCCCUUCAUGAGGUUUCCUGGCACGGUUUCAGUCAGUCCGUCAAACUGCUGGUGAAGGCUGGAGCCAACGUCCACGCCAAAAACAAGGCUGGGAACACAGCGCUCCACCUUGCAUGCCAGAAUGGUCACGCUCAGAGCUCCAAGGUUCUGCUCCUGGGAGGCUCCAGGCCCGACAGCAAGAACCAUGCAGGUGAUACGUGUCUGCAUGUGGCCGCUCGCUACAACCACGUGGCGACGAUCCGGAUCCUGCUGGGAGCGUUCUGCUCCGUCUCCGACAAGAACCUGGUCGGGGAUACUCCGCUACAUGUGGCCGCCGCUCUGAAUCAUAAGAAGACUGUCCAUCUGCUGCUGGAGGCUGGAGCAGACAGUCACAUCUGCAACAAUGCAGGUCAGACAGCCUUGGACCAGGCUAGAGAUCACAACAACCCAGAGGUGGCUCUUCUUCUCACCAAAGCUCCUCAGGUCCAGAGCUUUGUGCGUGGAAGGAGUGUGAGGAAGAGGCGGGACAAGCUGAAGGCAGAAGGCAGGGCUCAGUCGGUUCCCAGAGGUGAAAUGUUACCCUGCAAGGACAGCCCAUCUGGUGCAGACGACAGCCAGAGCAGCGACAGAGCAGCCUGCAGGCGAGCCGAGCCGACCCAGUCCAGCACCAGGAAGGGCAAGACCCGGAAGCAGAAAGAAAAGCCCUCGUUGUCCGACCCUCUUCGUCGCAGAGAGACCAGGCACAGUGAAGCCAUUCACAAAAGGAAAAGUAAGCUGCAAGGAGCAUUUCCUCAUUCAUCAGUGCCUCCACACAACUAUAAAGCUUAUCAGCUCUACACGCUGUACCGUGGCAAAGAUGGCAAGAUCAUGCAGGCUCCUCUGAAUGGCUGCCGCUGUGAACCUCUCAUUAAUAAACUGGAAAACCAGCUGGAGGCCACCAAGGAGGAAAUGAAGACUGAGAUCCUCACUGUUCAAGACCUGAUGAACAACAAGAUGGGCCAGCUGGACCGCAAGAACAUACACCAGAUCCGAGCUCUGGAUAAGAUGAUGGUGGAGAGGGUGUCUGCAGAGAGGAGCGAGUGUCUGCAGAGGAUGGAGGAGUGGGCCCUGCAGGAGCGACUGGAGGCUGAGAAGAGACAGCAGGCGUCUCUAGUCAGUGACCUGAAGAGCUGGUGUUUGUCCAAACUGCAGAACAUGGAGUUUCGCAUCACCAGGGACCCCGGCACCACCAAGCUCCAGCGCUGCUCCUCUCUAUCUGAAGGUCUGAACAAAGUAGGCAGAGACGACCACACCCUGCCUCCUGCUGAACAGGUCUGCACAGAUCUCCACAACAACCCUACGCUCCUGGAAUCUGGCCAAGAGGAGCCCAGUGUGGCGGACAGCGGAACAGCCAGCCACUACUUUGUGGUUCAUGUGGAAAGCUCUCCAGAUGCUGAUAAGGCUCAUAAAGAGGAAGUUACCUCUCUAGCAGCAGCAAAGAGCCCACUGUCCUCCGUCCAGGUGGUUCGGCCAAAGGAGCGUCCAGUGAUCUCUGCAGAGGCCCUGAGGAAGAAGCCGGACCUGCAGAGCGUGGAGGAGAGUGGGGGAGGCCGCCACAGAGCCAGCAGCCUGUCUCCAUCCACAGAGCGGCGCUGCAGCAGCAAGACCGAAGCAGGGCUCAGAGACCGGGAACGUGGCCGCGGCAGAGGCAGGCACCACAAGAAGCACUCCCAGACCAGGACUAGGUCCAAAGGGCAUGCAGGGGUCAGGACCCUGGAGGUUUUUGGAGACCAGCCCAGUGGAUCCUCCUUUGUUCAGGAGAGGGACAACAUGCAUGCUAUGGAAGUGACCCAGUACUUCUUCGAGGCGGUGUCAACGCAGAUGGAGCGCUGGUACGAGAGGAAGGUGCAGGAGGCUCGCUGGCAGGCCGAUCAGAGGGCUCAGGCUGAUAAAGCUGCUCUGGUGGAGAGGAUCGCGUAUUUAGAGGAUGAGCUGCGCAUGCUGAGGACUAACCCACACAAUGACUGCUAACACACACCUCGUCUGGCUCUGAGAAAUGAAUAAAACACUACCCAGACACAUGCAAGGUCACAUUUCAUUCACUGGAUAAGAAGUGCUGUUACAGAGAGGAGCUCCAGCCCCAAUCCCAAAAACAUGUAGACACAAAGCAGGAUCCCCUCAGCCCUCUUUAUCCCCAGUAGACCAUAAACAACAUGUCAGAUGAUGAAACAGAGACAUUUUACCAUGGAUGGAAAAUAUCUUCAGAUUUCAGACAACUUUAUUAACCCUUUUGGGACAUUUCCUCAGAGAAAUGGAAGCAACCCCCGCCGUGUUUUACUAUCAGGAAAAAAUAAAAAGAAGAAUAAUAUGAAAAUAUAGUAGCUAUA
Melanotaenia boesemani (Boeseman's rainbowfish) is the source of this 3239-nucleotide messenger RNA. RefSeq names its product ankyrin repeat domain 6b (gene ankrd6b). The record is from RefSeq and is a predicted model, not a curated record. Lineage: Eukaryota; Metazoa; Chordata; Actinopteri; Atheriniformes; Melanotaeniidae. The coding region runs from base 559 to 2883 and encodes 774 amino acids. Gene Ontology annotation, molecular function: protein binding. The transcript is spliced from 15 exons.